Penicillium alfredii is the source of this 834-nucleotide messenger RNA. RefSeq names its product alternative oxidase. Gene Ontology annotation, molecular function: alternative oxidase activity. Bases 1 to 834 code for a protein of 277 amino acids. Gene Ontology annotation, cellular component: mitochondrion. The transcript has 3 exons. NCBI's taxonomy places the organism in Eukaryota, Fungi, Ascomycota, Eurotiomycetes, Eurotiales, Aspergillaceae. The record is from RefSeq and is a predicted model, not a curated record. Gene Ontology annotation, biological process: alternative respiration.
AUGCGUGGAAAAACGGCACCACACCACCGGAUCCCAAACUGGCCAAAAGUCGUCAUGGACCCAUCCUGUAUCCUCGCUGUCCGAGUCGCCCACCGCAGAGCAGGCUGCUGGUCGGAUAAGAUGGCCCUAGGAACAGUUCGUUUCCUGCGCUGGAGCAUGGAUUUCGUCACUGGGUAUCGACCCACGAGCGGCACUUUAUCCAAAAACCACAUCAUGACAGAAGAGAAGUGGAUCACCCGGUUCAUCUUCCUUGAAAGUGUCGCCGGUGUGCCCGGGAUGGUAGCAGGAAUGCUCCGACACCUGAAAAGCAUUCGGAAAAUGCGCAGAGACCACGGCUGGAUCGAAACUCUUCUAGAAGAAGCCUACAACGAACGCAUGCACCUCCUCACCUUCCUCAAGCUCGCCGAGCCCGGCCUCCUGAUGCGGUUCAUGGUCCUCGGCGCCCAAUGCGUGUUCUUCAGCGGCUUCUCACUUGCAUACCUGGUCUCGCCGCAGAUCUGCCACCGCUUCGUCGGAUACCUCGAAGAAGAGGCUGUCAUCACAUACUCCAAGGCUAUUGCCGAUAUCGAGAACGGAUUUCUCCCGCGCUGGACACACUUGAAGGCUCCUGAUAUGGCUGUCAAGUACUGGCAGAUGCCCGAGGGCCAUCGGAACAUGCACUCUUUGUUGUUGUAUGUGCGCGCGGACGAGGCCAAGCACCGCGAUGUCAAUCACACUUUAGGGAACUUGGAUCAGAAUAAGGAUCCGAAUCCUUUCUCGGCUAAGUUUAGGGUGCAGGUUCAGAAUGCUCUUCCGUCGCCAGGUGCAACAUUGCAAUCCAGAAGCAAUGCAUAG